Messenger RNA from Neurospora crassa OR74A, 1996 nucleotides. RefSeq names its product endonuclease/exonuclease/phosphatase. Lineage: Eukaryota; Fungi; Ascomycota; Sordariomycetes; Sordariales; Sordariaceae. The record is from RefSeq and is a predicted model, not a curated record. Gene Ontology annotation, molecular function: sphingomyelin phosphodiesterase activity. Bases 501 to 1880 code for a protein of 459 amino acids. The transcript is spliced from 2 exons. Gene Ontology annotation, cellular component: cytoplasm.
GUAAAAGAAAAAAAAAGAGGAGAUGCGCGAAGAUCAACUGAGUUCGUUCACUAUACGUGUGCCUAGAGGUAGCUUGGAAGCGGGUGUGCACGUUCUGGGUCUGGUUGCUGGAUGAGAAAUGGUGAGAAGCGAAGGGGAGGGGGGCAACACGUGUGAAUCUCACAGGCCAGAAGAGGGUGUUUGUUGAACGGGAGAUGAUCGGAAGGGGAAGGUGAGGUAAGGUAAGGUAAGGUAAGGUAUAUGAACAGCGAUAUAGGGACCAGGUUUCCCGUCGCCUGUCAGGGCACAUGUAUGCAUGGUGACGAUCACAGGUUACCUUCCCUUUUCGUGGUCUCGACGUCGAGGACGGCAGUGAGGUCAUAAAGACGGUGAUAUCUCGUCCAUAUCUGCCCGGUCACCUCCUUCUCCUUUUCAGUCCUCUAUCUCCCCAUUCUUCAUCAGGUCCAGGACUGGAGCAGACAUCAAAUCCCCAGCGAUACUGGACUGCCCAGGCUCUCACGAUGAAGUUCACCGCCGCAACCCUCCUCGCGCAAGGCGCCCUCGCGGCGGCUGCAACCUCGGGCGACUUCACCAUCCUCACCAUGAACGUGGCUGGCCUGCCCGAGGUCCUCAACCCCAAUGGCGUCCCGGGAGGCAAGGAGGCCAGCUCCAAAACGAUCGGGAGCAGGUUUGCGCAGUAUGGGUUUGAUGUUGUUCAUGUGCAGGAGGACUUCAACUACCACGCCGCCCUUUACUCCACCGACACGCACCCCUACCGCACCCCCACCUCAGGCGGCGUCCCCUUCGGCUCCGGCCUCAACACCCUCUCCAACUUUCCCUGGUUGUCCGGCUCCUUCCAGCGUCAAAAAUGGGCCAAAUCCUCAUGCGCCUCGGAAUUCGACUGCCUGACUCCCAAGGGCUUCACCUUUAUGCGCGUCGCCCUUUCCUCCUCCUCUGACGCCACCGACGUUGUCUACGUAGACUUUUACAACAUGCACACCGACGCCGGUACCGAGACGGCCGAUCUCGAAGCUCGCAACGACAAUCUCCGGCAGGUGGGCGAAUGGAUCCAGACGCACAGCCAAGGGAACGCCGUGUUGGUAUUUGGCGAUACCAACUCGCGCUAUUCACGCUCGGGAGACACGGGGAUCCGGUCCCUACUGAAGUCGGAGAACCCGACGGGGGCAGCAGGACUACAAGAUAUCUGGGUUGGACUCCAUCGAAACGGAGUUGUACCCAACGAUGCGGGCGUGUGUGGAAACCCGGCGGAGGACGCGGCUUGUGAGAUUGUGGAUAAGGUUCUUUACCGGAGUAGUCCCCUCGUACAACUCACGCCGACGGCGUUGGAGUACGCUGGUCCCAGGUUCUUGGCGGACGACGGGGUCAGUGUCUUGUCGGAUCACAAUCCCGUGCUGGUCAACUUGACUUGGUCGGCUGCCGACCGCCGGUUCCGACAGAGCGGGUUCUGGGGCGGGGCGGCGUAUGGGAAUUGGUUCAAUGAUGUGUCUGCCCUUGAUUCUACGACGGGAUCGAUCAAGGCGCAGAAGAUCACUUUCCGCGGUGAGAACCGUCUUGAUAGCGUUGGUCUUACGGUCUUAUCGUCAAGUGGCCAGGGAACCACGGAGUUGGUGCAUGGUGGACAGGGAGGGUCCGAGGUGUCGCUGACGCUGACUGAUGGGGAGUCCUGGGUCAAGUCCGAGCUGUGCCAGGGUCAGAAGAGCGACAAGACACGCAACUUUUACAUCAAGGCUACUACGUCCAAGGGAAGGACGCUGGAGGCGGGCACCAGGACAAGUGACUGCAAGGUGUUUGAGGCGGAGGAGGGGUGGCAGGUUGUGGGGUUCUUGGGGGAGAGCGGGGAUGAGGUUGAUUUGCUUGGUUUCAUCUAUAGCAAGAUCUAGAUGGUAUUGAUUCGAGUGGUCAAAGGGGAUUGGUGGUGUAGUGGGUGUGGUUGUUAAGACAGAUAGCCGGACUGAUGAUGGCCAGAGUAAAAAAAAAUAGAAAAGCUACGACUGCG